CUUUUUUUUUUUUUUCCUCCCUUCGCCGGGCAAGAUGGCGGCGGUAGCGCCGAGAUGGAGUAGCCGCUCAGCCUGAGCAGUUUUUAGACAAAAUAGCUUAAACAUCUAACUUAAAUCCGAAAAUAGCACAGUUUUUCUUUGGACCUUUUAACUUUCGUUAAGUUUUGAUAUUUUGUGUCAGAAUGUUCAAAUUCUAGGUAUCUUUUACUCUGGUCCAGCAGGCAAACAAGGCAGAAAGUAUAAUGGGAGAGAAGCUCGAGCUGAAGCUCAAGUCGCCGGUCGGAGCCGAAGCUGCGGGAUAUCCGUGGCCAUUACCAGUAUAUGAUAAACAUCACGAUGCUGCACAUGAAAUUAUUGAAACCAUACGGUGGGUGUGUGAAGAGAUCCCUGACCUUAAACUGGCGAUGGAGAACUACGUGCUCAUUGACUAUGACACAAAAAGUUUUGAAAGUAUGCAGAGGCUAUGUGACAAGUACAACAGAGCUAUUGACAGCAUUCACCAGCUGUGGAAAGGUACAACUCAGCCGAUGAAACUGAAUAAAAGGCCUUCAAAUGGCCUGCUUCGACACAUCCUGCAGCAGGUCUACAAUCACUCUGUAACUGAUCCAGAGAAGCUAAACAACUAUGAGCCCUUCUCUCCUGAGGUGUAUGGAGAGACUUCAUUUGACCUGGUGGCUCAGAUCAUUGAUGAGAUUGAGAUGAUGGAGGAGGACACUUUUGUGGACCUGGGCAGCGGUGUUGGCCAGGUGGUGCUGCAGGUUGCUGCAGCUACUAACUGUAAGCACUACUACGGUGUAGAGAAGGCCGAGAUUCCAGCCACAUACGCAGAGGCAAUGGACAGGGAAUUCAAGAGGUGGAUGAAGUGGUAUGGGAAAAAACAUGGCGAGUAUACACUGGAGAGAGGAGAUUUUCUGUCAGAAGACUGGAGAGAAAGGAUAGCAAACACAAGUGUUAUUUUUGUGAAUAACUUUGCCUUUGGUCCAGAGGUGGAUCACCAGCUGAAGGAACGAUUUGCCAACAUGAAGGAAGGUGGAAAAAUUGUAUCCUCAAAACCUUUUGCACCUCUCAAUUUUAGAAUCAACAGUCGAAACUUGAGUGAUAUUGGCACAAUAAUGCGUGUUGUUGAACUCUCUCCACUGAGAGGCUCAGUGUCUUGGACAGGGAAGCCAGUUUCCUACUAUCUGCAUACAAUAGACCGUACCAUACUUGAAAACUAUUUUUCUAGUCUUAAAAAUCCUAAACUCAGGGAGGAGCAGGAAGCAGUGAAACGGCGUCAACAGAAGGAGACCAAGGACAGUAAAAGCAGCAGCACCACCCCAACCAAGCCAAAGGAGCACAAGGAGUCAGGUGGUGAGGAGGAGACCUCAGGGGCACUGGUACCUGUCAAGUCGUCACCUAAACCUCGUCGUGCCAAGCUACUGGCCAAGGGCCGCAAGCUGGGCAACAGGAAACGUGGGCGGCCCAAGAAGUCCAUCAUGGCAGCAGCCACUGAACGCAAGACCAAGAAGAGUCAGAGUGCCCUAGAACUGCUUCAUGCCAAGACUGUCUCAGCAGCGCCUCCUCAGGAUGCAUACAAAUCGCCUCAAAGCCCCUACUACCAGCUACCUCCUAAAGUUCAGCAUUACACAGCUGGCCAGCUGCUGCUCGGCCCCAUGCCUGUGGGCCUGCAGACUCUACUGGAUAAUUUCAAAGUCCAGUACAUGCAGUUCUUGUCCUAUAUGAAGACACCACAGUACCACACGAACCUACAGCAAGCGCUGGAGCAAGAAAGGCUCAGACACGCUGAACUGUCAGGUCAAGCCCAGCGAUUGAUGAAUGCCUGCCAUGCUCACAAGGAGAGGAUCAGGGACCUUUUUCAGGCCAAACUAGAGGAGCUAGGAGUAAAGGCAGUGACAGUAGAGGACCUGGUGCAGGCUCAGAAAGAGAUCAUGGCCCAUAAUAUGCAGCUGAAAGAGCAGACCAAGCAGCUGGAGAGAGACAUGGCUGAGCUUAAAGACCAGAGCCUGCUACUGCUAAAGGCUCGCUGUGAGGAACUGAAACUGGACUGGGGAUCUCUGUGUCUCGAGACCCUGUUAAAGGAAAAGGCUGCUCUGCGUAGACAGAUCUCUGAGAAACAGCGCCACUGCCUAGAGCUUCAGAUUAGCAUUGUGGAGCUGGAGAAAAGCCAAAGACAGCAGGAGCUGCUACAGCUCAAGUCCUCCUACAGCCCAUGUAAAGACUCUCCAUACCGGAAGACCAUCCCAAGUCUAGAGCCCCGGCCCCCGCUAGACACUAACACCCCCAAACUGGCUGAAUUGAAUGGCCUUAGCCCCGAGCUGUCUAUUAAUGGCACAGCAUCUCCUAGCUAUGAGCGUGGAGGCAGCAUCAGCUGCUUCAAUGGCAAGAAUGAGCUGCUCUCCCACUACCUGCCAAUUUCCCCUGAGCAUGAGAUUGUGCCACCCACUCCAGAGCCUCGGAGCAGACCUCUAGGGCAGCCCCAGCCCGACUACACACGCUUUUCUCCAGCUAAGAUUGCCCUGCGCAGGCACCUCAACCAAGACUCCUCUACAGGCCAGGCCAGGGCGCUCAGCACUAUCCACAGGGGUGACGUUGGUGUUGCAUCAUCUCCAACCUUGAAACAGGGCUGCUCCUCACCAGGUGCAGCUGAAAAUCAACAACCAAACACACUCAAGAACACAGAGAGGGUGAAUAAGGAAAAGAGCCCAGCGGGACCAGGUGACAAUAUAACCAGUCUCCCAAUCAGCAUCCCUCUCAGCACUGUGCACCCCAGCAAACUUCCUGUCAGCAUCCCACUGGCCAGCGUGGUGCUGCCCAGUCGCGCCGAGAGACUGAGGAAUACUCCCAGUCCUAUGUCCAGUAGGGAGCAGUCAGCAGGGCAAAGCAGCAACAACAAGCAACCUCUGACACCUAAUUCGGGGUUCCCCUCUGUUUCAGGGUUGGUAAACGGCUCCCACUCUGCUAUAUGUGAUCAAGACUGCAACUCCAUGUCUCCUCCACCCCACAGCAACCCCCUGCUGGGUCUUCAGUCACGUGGGUCUGGCUCCAGCCCACUGCUGAGCACUGGAGGAGUGCUGCAAUAUGCAGACAGACCCCCCCGUCUUCCUGAUGAAGGCCACCAGCAUCAUGGGCUUGAAUCUGAUCCCGAGACUCUAGACAGUGAGGCUCGGCGCCACAUGUUCUUCUCUUCCUCCUCCUCUUCGUCGUCAUCCUCCUCCUCUGCCGGAGGCUCGCGCCCACAUCAUGGAUCAGCCAAGCAGGGAAAGCACCACAGCAGUCACCACCACCAUCACCACCAUCACUACUCGCCAGGCUCUCACGGGUCAGAGGGACGCAAGAGAGGCCGUCGGAAGCGCAGCUCCUCCAGCCUCAUUCCAGCAAGUGGUUCCCCGAAAAAACGAUCAUUCCCUGGGAUUAACUACUCCUCGGGUUCCCCACUUAAUAUAAACACCAUGGUGAACAACAUUAAUCAGCCGCUGGAGAUCUCAGCCAUAUCCUCUCCAGAGCAGACAGGUGGCAGCCCAUGUGAGACGGACCUGGACCAGCCACCAGUGCUUAAGAGAGAACGCCCUCUUGAGAUUAAUGGCUCCAGCCGUGACUUAUCCACCCCUAGCUCAGAGGAUGAGGAAACUGGAUAUCCAGCAGACAGUGGCUCCUUACGAAUUGAAAGGAAGAUUGCAACAAUUUCUCUGGAGAGCCGAGAUGGUGAGAGGGGUUCACAGGGCCGAAAAUCAGGGGCCAGUAGUGUGAGCAGCGACGUCUCCUCUUCUUCCAGCAAAUGGAAGUCCACUUUCUCACCCAUCUCUGACCCCAAGCCCACUCCUCCAGACCUCCGCCAGAGCAGCUCCCCUUUCUGUGGGGGCAUGUCUUGUGGCCCAGACUCGGACUCUGAGCAGAAACAGCAAAAGAGAGCGGACCGGGACCGCAGUGAGCAUUAUGGGAACCCUAAAGCCUUCCUAGGUCUGGACAAAGCACGGGAAUCCUUUCCUAAGCAAAAGGCACGGGAGUGGGAGCUAAAGGCCAUCAGUAGUCUGACCAGCCAGAACCUCUUCAUCUCUGCUGCAGCUGGUGGAGGCCUCCUAUGUGGAAAAGCGGGUAGAGCCACUGCAGUUUCUUCUGCCUCCUCUGUGGGACAGUAUUUCCCUCUGGGCGGAACCUCGGUCUUACAGUCCUUAUUUGGAGCGCAGACUCCUAAUCCGGCCACCAGCGGACCGCCGCGAUUGGUUAACGGUCACUCCGUGCUGGGCAGCUUUUCUAGUGCUGGAUUGGCAGGGGGCGCUGCAGGAGGGAUUUUUCACCACAUGACGCCUUCAGUGUCCUCUCAACAGUCUGCGCCCCCCAGUUCCCAGCACAGCCACUCUUCCUCGCAGCAGAGGAAUCUGGACUCCAAAGCCGGGGCCUUGUUCCUGGCCCAAUAUGGCCGCACGCAGACUGUCCUGCACGCUCCCUCCCCUCCCGCGCUUUCACUACCUCCCCCUCCUCCCCUUCUCAACACUUCCUCCUCCUCUGCUCCUCUCCAGCCUUCCCCGCCAUGCUUGGAGAGGAAGCAAUCUGUUUCCCUCCAAACGCUACAUGUGCCCCCCACCUCCUCUUCAUCCCCCUCUCCUGCUCCUGUCACUUGUAUCACAACCGCUCCUGCUGCCUCCUCUUUGUCGCGGCCCUUUACCCUGCCCUACCUGCCUUCUUCAAGCAGCAGCAGCAGCAGCAGCAGUGGAGGCAGCAGCAGUGGGUUGGUGAGCUCCUGGAGGACUCUGGGUAUGCAGGUGCCCUACACUGCUCGGCCCAGGUAGCGGUGCCAUGAGCAGAAACAGGGAGGGAGGGAGGUCAGAACUUUGGGGUAAUUUAUAAUUAGGAGCUGCUGUAUGGUACCUGCCAAACUUGUGCCUCAGUCUGAACAAGGUAACUGAAGCAAUCUACCUCAACCCAAUGCAACCUAUGCAAUGGACAGGUGUAGACCAAUGGGCUCUUCCUCACUGGUGCUCCGAUGUUAGCUAAAGCCACCCAAAGGUGUCAGAACUUGACACCAACGCAUCUGAAUACACAUGCAGAAACACGUGUGUGUACACACACACACAAACAGGUCAGGACCACUCAUAACCUUGUGCUCUUGUCUGGUUAAAGUUGUAAAAAGGAGGCACUGACAAAAGUGAAUAUGCCAUCGUUCAUUAAUUAUGUAUUUAAACAAUGCCUUAGCGGAUGGUAAAUUCUAAACAUCAUUGAUGAUUUUUGUGCAAAAUUUGGGAUCUGUAAAAUGUUUUUAUUACUUUUUUUUUUUUUUUGGGAAGUCCAGUAUAAACUAGGCAUCAGCUGAGCGAAAACCUAAAUUAUUGAACAUUCGCUCGAUGCUGAAGCGCAGCACUGUGUUAGCCUUUAACAUUGCCUGGGAUACUAUGGCAACUUCUGUAGAGGUAAAUGUGGGAAUAUAAACUUGAACAUGAACAUGGAAAUGUGAUUACAAAAAAGUUACAAUUCUGUAAUGGCAUCAUGAAUCGUGAUUUAAAUUAUUUUGAACUGCAGCAUUUGUUGCAUACGUAUACAUUAUAUAUUCCUUUACAUUUACACUGGAUAGAAGACAAUUCACUACAAACAACUGGCCUGAUAAUUGAGGAAACUCAGUUAUGUUGUUUUGGGUUACAUAGAUUUAAUUUUUUUUUUUUAUAUGAAAAUUCUCUUAACUCAUUAACACACACAGUGGCUAAAGCACAAAUUAUUAAACGUAUUUAUCAAGAUCCUGUGUGUGAAAACAUCAAAUAAACUUUGGCUUUUAAAGAGAAACAUAUUAAUGUACAAUAUGCUAUAUCUAAUUUUUAAAAAGAAUUAUUUCUGAUUUUUCUAAAUGAUGCCUACACAUGUAAAGUUGGAGCUCAGCGUUGGACAUGAUUUAAUCAAUUCAGGUGAUUUUUUUCCGAGACAAAUAAAGAUCCGUGGUGCUGAAAACACUUUUGCUCAGAAAGGUGCUAGUAUCUGCUUUUGAAUGAUGCAUUCAUGAUUAAUGUUGUGGUGCUCUCUGCAAGUAGGAAAACCACACACGCGCACACACACACACACACACACGCAUGAUUGAAAAAAAAAAAAUCUUCAAACACUGGUAAAAUGUAACAUGGCAAAAAAAAAAAAAUCUACUGUGCAACUGCCGCUUUUUUUUUUGUUUUGUUUUUUUUAAAGACGUUUUUUGUACUGUGAAUGGAAGUAACUCUCAAAGUGUAAUUGUAUAUAAUUUCGAAUAUUUAUCAUUUCUGUUGUGAUUGUUUUGUUCAUUUUGUGUUAACGUACUGCAUAAUUAGUGCAACUUGUGUGUACAUGACUUAAAGAAAACAUGGUGCUACAAUCUAA
Molecule: messenger RNA, 6330 nt
Organism: Pangasianodon hypophthalmus (striped catfish)
Lineage: Eukaryota; Metazoa; Chordata; Actinopteri; Siluriformes; Pangasiidae
Gene: dot1l
Product: DOT1-like histone H3K79 methyltransferase
Exons: 29
Coding region: 243-4787 (1514 amino acids)
Biological process (GO): DNA damage checkpoint signaling; DNA repair; regulation of transcription regulatory region DNA binding
Cellular component (GO): nucleus
Molecular function (GO): histone H3K79 methyltransferase activity
Source: RefSeq, a predicted model, not a curated record